Messenger RNA from Pseudomassariella vexata, 1081 nucleotides. RefSeq lists its product as uncharacterized. The transcript has 3 exons. Lineage: Eukaryota; Fungi; Ascomycota; Sordariomycetes; Amphisphaeriales; Pseudomassariaceae. Bases 138 to 1025 code for a protein of 295 amino acids. Gene Ontology annotation, biological process: protein phosphorylation. Gene Ontology annotation, molecular function: protein kinase activity; ATP binding. The record is from RefSeq and is a predicted model, not a curated record.
ACAUAGAAACCUAGACUUAUCAUCAAUCAAUCCACGAAUCAACAGAUCUGACCACACAGCUGACUUGGCACGAAUUCAAUGAACUUGACAUUCGUGACAUGAGUCCAGUGCGGUAGAUCGACCAGGAUACACACAGCAUGGAAGCGAAAAAUGGAAACCAGAUUCUCCAAUCCAUCGAAACGAACGACGUAACUUACGAUUUUACCGCUACAACCUUUACCAAGACCUCACGGCUGGCCUUCACGGAUAAGCGACUUGAUGGCACCGACUUCACAUGGUUUAGAUCGUGGAAUCAUGAACGCAUUACGAAUGAGGCCGAAGCUCUGAAAAUAGUUUCACAUAAUACUACAAUCCCCGUGCCACAACUACUGGACUACGGAAGCUACCAGGAUGGUCGGCGAUACCUAGUCACAGAAUUCAUCGAGGGCAUCCGAUUAGACCAAAUUCGGCAUCGAGGCUGCCUAAUGCCAGAUGAGCAAAAACAUACAGACGACACAACAUGCGAACCAUGCUCGGCGCAAGCAUACUCCAAUGCCCUAGAAUUUAUCCAGAGAACCGUUUUGCCUCAGCUUGCAAACUUGAAGUCCAGAUCCCGAGAAAUUCUUGGAUUUGUCAUGCCGCCCUCGUGGAUGAGUCCUGACAUGGAGCCUCCGUGGAAAGGUAAGGUGAAAUGGGAGACCCUUCCCUUGAAAGAGCCGGGAUACACAUUCCAACAUGGUGAUCUUGCAGCACAUAACAUCAUAAUAGACCGGAAAACCCUUGAAGUCAAAGCCUUGAUUGAUUGGGAGCAUGCCGGAUAUUUCCCACCAGGAAUGGAAAGAUGGCCUGGAACGCUGGAUAAAGAUGCCUAUAUUAAGCGUGGUAAUCAUCUCGCCCCUGCAAUAGCACAAUUUCUUGCUAUAGAAUAUCUGGAAUGCUAUGAGAAAUGGAAGGACAAGGAAGAGUUGAAGGCAUUAAUAGAGCGUGGCGAACUUCCAGAUCCUGAUCAAGCAAGGCAGGUUCUGAAGGUUGUCAAAGAAAAAUGAGCACUCAUUUUCCGGCUGGGGCAUGGUUAUCCACUGCGAACUUCAAAAUCUAUCCG